Molecule: messenger RNA, 2081 nt
Organism: Scomber scombrus (Atlantic mackerel)
Lineage: Eukaryota; Metazoa; Chordata; Actinopteri; Scombriformes; Scombridae
Gene: slc25a46
Product: solute carrier family 25 member 46
Exons: 8
Coding region: 159-1412 (417 amino acids)
Biological process (GO): mitochondrial membrane fission; axon development; mitochondrial fission
Cellular component (GO): mitochondrial outer membrane
Source: RefSeq, a predicted model, not a curated record
UGCAGGUGAGUGCUUGAUGUUGUUUUCUUGCAGCGGGUCAAACCGUCAGGGUUACGGUUCCUCCGGUGACUGAUCCUCCGGUACUUUACCGGGACCUGGAUGCGUGCAGUCUAACACUCCUCUGUAUCCGUGAACCGGACCUCAGUCUCGGUGUCCUCAUGGCCUCCAGGCGGCCGGACAGCUUCGACGGGCUCGGUUACCGGGGCCGCGAUGACCCGCUGUACGGAGCGGGAUACCCGGUGAGGAGCGCCGGAGCCCCCGCGGAACCGCAGCUCCACCACUGGGUCACCACGCCACCGGACAUCCCCGGCAGCCGCAACCUGUACGGAGCAGACCGGACACCGCUGCACGACGAGCCGCCGGAGCCCGGAGCUCCCGCAGCCGGCUGGGACGCUCCGCAGCCCGGCGUGCCGCCCGCAGAGCAGCUGAAUCGAUUCGCUGGUUUUGGGAUCGGACUCGUCAGUCUCUUCACAGAAAACGUGUUGGCUCAUCCCUGCAUCGUGUUUCGCAGACAGUGUCAGGUGAAUUACCACGCUCGCUGUUACCACCUGACUCCGUUCAGCGCCGUCGCCGUCAUGUACUCCAUCACCAAGGCUCAGGGUGUGAAGGCUCUGUGGAAGGGGAUGGGCAGCACUUUCAUCGUCCACGGCGUCACACUGGGAGCUGAGGGCAUCAUCAGCGAGUUCACACCGUUACCACGGGAGCUCCCUCACAGGUGGGGCUGGAAGCAGCUGGCGGGACACCUGCUUCUCAAAGGGUUAACAGCUGUGGUCGCUCUGCCGUUUUACUGCGCCAGCCUCAUCGAGACCGUGCAGAGUGAGAUCGUGCGUGAUGAUUCGUCAGCGGGUCUGCUGGACUGUGUGAGGGAGGGGCUGACCCGGCUGUUGGGGGUCGGUGCUCCUCACAGCCACCGCCUGCUGCCGCUCAGCUACAUGCUACUUCCUGCCGCGCUGCACGCCGUGCUGCGCUACGCCAUCUCUGCCUCCGUCCAGCGGGUGGCGCUGUGGCUGCACCAGAGGGGCAGGAAGCAGCGCAGCGACCCCGCCAACCCGCUGGACGCUUACUUCCCCGAGCUGGCGGCGGCGUGGGCGGGGUCUCUGGUGGCCGACGUGGUCCUGUUCCCGCUGGAGACGGCGCUGCACCGGCUCGGCCUGCAGGGGACGCGCACCAUCAUCGACGCCACGGACGGAGCCGUCGCCGCGGGUAACGGCGGCAGCCCGCUGGUGCUGCCCGUCAACACGCAGUACGACGGCUUCGCCGACUGUCUCCACGCCAUCCGGCGUAAGGAGGGGGGGGCGGGCUUCUACCGCGGCUUCGGGGCGCUGGUGGCGCAGUACGCGCUGCACGGAGCGCUGCUCGCUGCCGCCAGGACACUGCUGAGGCUGCUGCUGCUGGAGGGCAAGGCCAGCUAGAGCCGUCGCCAUGGAGACGCAUCACCAUCAUUUCAUCCACCGCUUCACCCAGUAGAGCAUCACUGUCGCCACGGCAACCACGUUUAAAAGGCUGAAGGACUCAGUGAAAACAUGAGCGACAAAAAUAUUAAAUAAAAAAAAAAUCUUUAGUUUAUUAUUAUUGUAAAAGUUUGAUCAAUAAACUGCUGAUCAGGAAGUGAUCAUGUGACCGGACCACCUAGCAACAGCUUAGCAACCAGCUGGAACGUAAACAACUUCCUUGCUGUUCUCUACUGUAGUGUUAGCCUAGCUUAGCACAAACACUGGAAGCGGAGGGAAACUGCUAGCGUAGCUCCACAGGUGUCACUUCCUGCCUUUAAACUAAAUGUUGUGGUCCCGUCGCCAUGGAGAUGCGGCGUCACUUCCUGUCCAGCAUGAGAGCAUGACAUCAUUAACCUGCUUGUGUUGAACUCUGACAGCUGAUUGGUCGCCCGUCACGUGUAUAUUGAUCCACUUUUUAUUUAUAUAAAGUUGUAAAAAUGAACGAAGGUAGAGUUAGAUCAAAUUAUAAGUCAUCAAUAAAUCAAUCAAUAAAUAUUCAGCUUUUUUAUUGAUUUGUGCACUUUGUGUUUUUGCUGCUGUUUGUUGAAACUUGAUGUAGAAAAAUAAAUAAGUUCAGUGUUUAAAUGA